AUGUUGCCUGGUGCAAGCUUGUUAUCAUUGUCGAUGUUAGAGUGCUCUGCUUUUGGUGCUUCUGUGUUUCUAUUACUUUUUGGAAUAAAUCAAGUUCAGGAUGAUUAUAACAGCUUGGCGGAGGUGUGGAAGCUCGCCGACGACACGGUGGUGGUAAGCCACAUCAGCGAGGGUAGCCUCCUCCGCCUCUCCGAUACCUCAGAUGCAAUCGUGCUCCUACACCCUCGGCCUCGGCUCGCAGGAAAAUCGAGCAUCGACUAUGACGCAAUCUGCAAACUGGCCGAGAUCCCCAAUUUGAGAAAAUGUCCAACCGACGACGACUCUAAACACCUCGAAAAUCGCCGUGGGUACGCGUGGCGAAUAUCCUUCUGGCGAGAAUAUUCGACGACAUCAUCGAGAAUAUCCAACUACAAUUGUGUAUAUAAUAAUGGUACUGAUGCUAAUACCAUAAGAUGA
Molecule: messenger RNA, 456 nt
Organism: Striga asiatica
Lineage: Eukaryota; Viridiplantae; Streptophyta; Magnoliopsida; Lamiales; Orobanchaceae
Source: the annotation of a GenBank genome assembly